AUGGCCUUUCGGCCAGCUGGGCCGCCUGAGUCACAUCAGUGGGAAGCAGAGAUCCAGGGAACACCAACAAGCUUUGUCAUCACAGACUUUGGUUCCGAACUGUUCUUCUUGAUCACCCAGAAUGCGAAGAUCGGCUCAUUGAUCCAGGCGACUGCCUCAGCGCCGAACUCUGGAGACGCCGCGGAUCUCGGAGGCCUUGCGCGCGGCGAGCGCACCUACGACGUCCAAGUGCUUUUUGGCGAUCGCCGCCAAGAGCAUUACAGAGCCAUCGCCCGAUCCCUCAUUGAAGUUGUAGCGCAGAAGUCGUCCAAGCCGAUCCUGCUAGGGAUCCAGCUGAAAGAGCACAACGUGGACAUCUUCAG
Symbiodinium pilosum is the source of this 362-nucleotide messenger RNA. The record is from the annotation of a GenBank genome assembly. Lineage: Eukaryota; Dinophyceae; Suessiales; Symbiodiniaceae.